CGAGUACAUAACAUUUCGCCAUUGUUGUGUUGUGCAUUCGGGUAGGACAGAUAUUGAGAAGUGUGUUUUUGUUUCAGAUACUUGAGAACGUCCAUCCAAUACAGAAUACACAAAAUGUCAAAUAUAAUCGUUGCUAAACCUUUAGAGUUAUCAAAUUGUCAGACUGGGAAGAAGAAUACGAAGACUGAAAAACGUUUGGAGGCUGAUGGGUUUUCAACGAAAUCCAGAAUGAAGAAUGCAAAAGUAAAGGCACCACCAUGUGCUGGUGCGUUUAUUGAAAGACCUCUUGCAAAACCCACAGUAUUCAGGAAAUUCUACGAAAGAGGUGAUUUCCCAAUUGCUUUGGAACAUGAUACAAAGGGAAACAAGAUUGCGUGGAAGGUUGAGAUUGAGAAAUUGGAUUACCAUCACUACCUGCCAAUGUUCUUUGAUGGUCUGUGCGAGACAAAGCAUCCCUGGGACUUCUUCUCCCGACAAGGUGUCCACGACAUGUUAGAACACGGUGGAAACAAAAUUUUACCAGUCAUACCACAACUUAUUAUCCCAAUCAAGCAAGCCCUCCAAAUGAGGAAUCCUGACGUAAUUUGCACAACUCUGAAAGUUCUUCAGCAUUUGGUUGUGUCUGCAGAGGUGGUUGGAGAAGCUCUGGUUCCAUACUACAGGCAAAUCCUUCCGGUGUUGAACAUCUUCAAGAAUGCCAAUCUAAAUUGCGGCGAUAGAAUUGAUUACAGUCAACAAAGGAGAACGAACAUCGGUGAUUUGAUCCAAGAAACACUAGAGGCCUUUGAACGACAUGGUGGUGACGAUGCAUUUAUCAACAUCAAAUAUAUGGUCCCCACAUACGAAUCGCAUGUAAUGAACUAAAAGACUAGCUAUUUUACGGACAACGAUAUCCUGUUUGUACUGUGUAUCUAAAUGUAUUUGAUAGGAUAGAUGAUGUUUUAAAACCAGUAAAUAAGUUUAAUUAAACAUCACCAAUUUUACAUAAAUAUGUAAUGUAAAAUUUGACAGGAAAUAUAAUGUUAGCUCUGAAGACAAGUUGUUGGCUUUGUUCUUCCAUACUUUUCUUAUGUCCACCAUUUUAAAAUAGAGAUAUUUAUUUGUAUAUCUUAAAAGUGUGUUUUCAACUUCCAUCUGUAGGUGCUUUAGAUUUGACGAUAUGCACGCAAUACCGUACAAUGUAAAUGUUAUGUAAUUUCUGCGACAGUCUUCUGAAUAGGGUUUUAUUCACUUGCUGUGUGGUUAAUCCAUUUGUUAUCCAUUGUAUUAUUACUUUCUGACAGAACUACAGUAUGAAUUGACUUGUGAAUAUGUUGUUUGAUUGACAAUCCUAUAGUUAUAUGGAAAUGUUCACAUAGGUUUUUAACAAGAUAAUUAAUUGAAAAACCUAUUGUAUGUUAAGGCACAUGAGUAUCAUUAUUCUAUCAAAAUAAGUGUCUAUCACAACACAAUCCAGAAUUUCAUGAAUUCAUUGUGCAAGAUUGGUCUUAGGAUUAGCACUAGUGUGCUAUACAUUUCUGAGCUAGUAGUCCUAAAUACUGUAAUAAAAUUUCAAAUCUAGUACAGUAUAACAAUUCUGUAAAAAAAUAAAAGGCUUAGAAUAAAAAAAAAAACAUAGUUCACAUGAAUAAGACCUUUUCUAAAUACUGAAUAUUUUUCCUUUGCAUAGACCCUUAAAUUGAUUGGUUAGAACAUGGUAAGAAUUAGCAAUAACAAGCCUGUGAAUCGGAUUAUUUUACAUACACUAUUUAAUAUUUUUCCAUAUUCAUGAGAUAUUGCCUUUAAAUUUUCAAAUAUACAAUAUUGAUUGUGUACCUUUGAGCUGCACUUACGUGAGUUGGUACAGUUUGGCAGUGCCACCAGCAUCACAUUAUUCAAUACAAAAAAUAAUGAUUCUGUGAGUAAACAGUACCCUUCCAUAGCCCAUCUGCAAUGCAAUCACAGACGGAUAUUUGCAACCACGGCAGGAAAUGUAAACUUACAAUAAUCUUAUGUCUUCAGAUAUAUUUUUUUGUAUAGCAUUAACCUUAUAACAAUAUUAGUAACUGUAUUUGAGUUGCUUCCAUUUAAAAAUGUAUACAAUAUAUUUUUUCUCACCAAUUUUUGUUUGUUAAAUCUGUCUUUUAAAUUACCUAUUCUAGAAUUUUUAUUGCAAGUAUUAUUAUAAGUUACUGGUUUGCUAAUUACUUGUAUUAUUUUAUCUUCACCUGUACAAUGUACAUUCUCAACACUUGUACAGACUUGUAAAUACAAUACCUGUAAAUAAUUUGCCCAAGUGCUCGUGUUUACCUAUAAAUGUACCCACCAAAUUUAGAGGUUACUAAAAAUUAUUAGGUUUAAUUGGUCUAACAAUUAUGUAACAUCAGCUAUGAAUUGAGUAUUAAUGUAUUUUAAUGAAGGAUUUUGUUAUACCAUCAGUUAAAAUGAUUCCUUUGAAAAUUAUCUUUUCAGAUGAAUUUGAAAUAUAUGCUGUUGCUGUAUUG
Anneissia japonica is the source of this 2483-nucleotide messenger RNA. Its product is annotated as parkin coregulated gene protein homolog. Bases 115 to 864 code for a protein of 249 amino acids. Gene Ontology annotation, cellular component: cytosol; neuron projection; vesicle. Gene Ontology annotation, molecular function: Hsp70 protein binding; Hsp90 protein binding. NCBI's taxonomy places the organism in Eukaryota, Metazoa, Echinodermata, Crinoidea, Comatulida, Comatulidae. The record is from RefSeq and is a predicted model, not a curated record. The transcript has 2 exons.